Aspergillus homomorphus CBS 101889 is the source of this 694-nucleotide messenger RNA. Its product is annotated as putative NADH-ubiquinone oxidoreductase 12 kda subunit. Bases 123 to 437 code for a protein of 104 amino acids. The record is from RefSeq and is a predicted model, not a curated record. Lineage: Eukaryota; Fungi; Ascomycota; Eurotiomycetes; Eurotiales; Aspergillaceae. The transcript is spliced from 2 exons.
CUCCGCACUGCCGCCAGCCAGCAUCUCCUUCCUCUCCACCAAAUUACAUCUCAAUCGCAACGACAAUUGACCACCCACCCGUCGACAACCACCAAUCUCUUACCGAAGAAUCAAGAAUAAAAAUGCCCACCCCAGAAUCCGCCGCCUUCCUGGCCAAGAAGCCCACGGUGGCCCCGACCUACGACGGCGUCGACUACGAGGACAACGUCGCCCUGCACAACGCCCGCGACGCCAUCAUCCGCGAGCAGUGGGUGCGCAGCAUGAUGUCGCGAUUGGUCGGCGAGGAACUGGGCAAGUGCUAUGCGCGCGAGGGCGUCAAUCACCUCGAGAAGUGUGGGGUUCUGAGGGAAAAAUACUUCGAGCUCCUCGGUGAGCGCAAGAUCAAGGGUUAUCUCUUCCAGGAGAAGAACCACUUCUCGCAGGAGAAGUCCGCUUAAGUUACUUCUGUGAUAUGAGCUGGAGGGGACGGGAGGGGGUUUUCGUUUCCUGGUGAUUGGGGUAGAGAGUGGUGUUUAUACUAUAUCAUCUUUUUAUGGUUGUACUACAUGUUUUUUUGUCCCCUUUUUUCCUUUAUUGUGUGUCUGUCUGUCUGCUUUAGCUAUGCUACCUACCUAUCUACACACCUGCCUCUGCUAUGCAUGGCGAUGGGCCUGGGUGGAAAAUUCGAUAUCGAGGAUUUUUUAGAGAUGCAGUG